Messenger RNA from Liolophura sinensis, 3397 nucleotides. RefSeq names its product eukaryotic translation initiation factor 5A-1-like. Gene Ontology annotation, biological process: positive regulation of translational elongation; positive regulation of translational termination. NCBI's taxonomy places the organism in Eukaryota, Metazoa, Mollusca, Polyplacophora, Chitonida, Chitonidae. The transcript is spliced from 5 exons. Gene Ontology annotation, molecular function: RNA binding; ribosome binding; translation elongation factor activity. The record is from RefSeq and is a predicted model, not a curated record. Bases 72 to 536 code for a protein of 154 amino acids.
GCAACUCAGCCUCUACAAGGACCCAGGAUAGGGUAAAACACUUGCUGUUAACCAACAAGGCAGUCUAGAACAUGGCAGAUGAGAACUUUGAUACCGUUGAGUCUGGUGCAUCAAACACCUAUCCUGCCCAGUGCUCUUCUCUACGCAAAGGGGGCCAUGUUGUCAUGAAGGGACGCCCAUGCAAGAUUGUGGAGAUGUCUACAUCAAAAACUGGGAAACACGGUCAUGCUAAGGUUCAUCUGGUUGGGCUCGAUAUAUUUAAUAGUAAAAAGUAUGAAGAUAUUUGCCCCUCAACUCACAAUCUGGAAGUACCUAUUAUCAAACGCAAGGAUUUACAGUUAGUAGAUAUAAACGAUGGAUAUAUGUCAUUAAUGGAUGAUAAUGGAGAAACGCGAGAAGACCUCAAACUGCCAGAAGACGACUUGGGAAAGGAAAUUAAGGAAAAAUAUGAGAAUGAUGAGCAAAUCUUAAUUACUGUCGUUGAAUCAAUGGGGUUAGAGGCUGCUGUGGCCACUAAGGCUAUGACAAAGGGUUAAGCCCGACAGGGAUGACCACUGGAUGUGCUCUACCAGAUGUCUGGACUUGGAUACCUGUGCUAACACCCAUACUCUGACUGUGACCAAACCUGUAGCGGAAAAUAAGCGAACAGUGUACAUUACUGAUCCACAGCUUUUCAUGGCGAAGAUUUCCAUAAAAUUUGUUUGGCAUAUGAGCUCAUUCGCAGGGGAAUAUACAUGCCAUAUAAUCAUUUCUCUGGUUUUGUUGAAUUUUAUUAUAAAUUUUUUUCCUUUUUUUUUUUCUUCUGCUAUGGUGAUGACCGCUGUUAUGUAUGCCCACAUCUUGGAGAGUGCUUUGUUUCAACCUGUCUCUAUCCUUUCACAUCAGUUUGAUGCCAUGGACUUUUGCAAGGUUCAGUACCACAUUCUGUUGAAUAAAACUCAAAAUCUUGUACUAUCAUUUUCACGAUGAUUGAAUUCUGAAGUGAAUUUUUGAGUGGAGUACGUUUACACAAGUGUUCUCGGAUGUUUUGACAGUUGAUGUAUAAUAUAUAUGUGUUAUUUUCUCUUAGUGUAUUGUAUUUCAUUUGCCUUUCUUGACAUGGUGCUGAGUUUUCUGUAUUUUCUGACCAUCUGUAAUUAAGGCUGUUGUGGGGGAGGGUAUAGGGCGCUAUUAGGGCAGGGGAGGAGGGAGAUUGUGGGUUGGUUAGGGGUGAAUAACACUGGAUAGCAAGAACAUGUAAGAUGGCAUGGUGAGGGGUCAGAAAACUUGUGUAAGAUUGGUGGCAGGAGUGUGCAAGUCCAUAAAGUCAGGGCACACUACAAGGACCAGGGUGGUGUGUGGGUGGUGGGUUAUUAAGGGGUGGGGGUGGGGGGUAGUAUGUAUGUCCAAAUAGUGGGUGUAGAUAACAAAUCAUUGGGCUGGGGUAAAUUUUUGCCUGUAAGGGGGUUAAGCCUUUUUUUAAGAUUAAGCUGAUUAUUAAAUACUAGUAACGCCAUUUUGUGUGGUCAUUCCACUGGUUAGUUGUCAAUUUUGUCCAUGGGAUAUAAAAGUACAAGUAAGUUAUGAAUAGUUGGAGUCCUCGGCAUGUGACCUGAAGGAAACUUGCUAAUUUCAAAAGUAGAACUGUCAGUUGCUGUUUGUAGUUAUCAUUUAACAACCUGUAGUUUUUGUUUUUUUUUAAGUACAUUUUUGCAUCUGCAUUUUGAAACCUAUAAUUGACUUAGCUAUGUAGUUUGGGCGUUCGAAGACGAAACAAAAAUUCAAUUGGAUUUGGCUUUGUUAAUGACUCUCACUUCUAAUAUUUAUCAUCACAGGUAUUAUGCAACAUAUAUGUGUUAUAUUUUGUCUUAUUAUUUUAUGUAGUUACAUUUUAUUUGCUGUUAAUAUCGCAAUAUAAUGUAUGGGGAUGUAGACGGAUCGAGAGAAAAAUCGUACCCCUAAAUGGACUUGUAUAAUGUAGAUUUGCAAGUGUACCACAGAAGGAAAGUUAUGUGGAAAAGACUUUCCGUUCGGCGGUAGCCUAAUUUUUACAUGACGGAGUGACUUCUGCCGAGAAGAAUGGACGUUCUUACAUCUACUUCUUGGUGGGUCACUUUUUCUAUCUUCCUUACAUGUAGUUCGUGCCAAGAACAGAUUCGAUCCAUUUGGUGUCCGAAAUUGUAAAAUCUGACUGUCCGUUUGAUGUCCUCGGAUUCAAUGAGUUUUGAGAAGUAGUGCCAGUCAUUAAGCCAGGCUAGGCCAGGCCAGGCCAACUCAUGGUUCUUAUUCGGGUACUCCGACCGUUUUGACUAAGAUUCUUUGAGAGCCCGUAAUGCCCAGGAAGGAUUUGGAUUUUCAGGGAGGUACUGAAAUGGCGGGGUAUUCUCUUCAUAUCUUUUGAACUGGAUAUUGGAAAGUCUAUGCUUUGAGAUUACAAAUUUCCACAAAUGUUAGGAUCUGUACAAUCUAGUGCAGUUACAAUCUUUAACAGGCGUUUUCAGGGUGUCUUGGACAACACGCGCACUGUGACACGCCUGAAGUAUGACACCAAAAUUCCACUGUUUCACGUACGGCUCAUAUCGAAACCAUCUUAAAACUCGUAUCAAAACCCCAAAUUUAGAGAUUUUUUUCAUUAAUCAUUCGUCUGUGGUUGUGGAUUAGAUUUUGUCUGGUUGCCCACUGGAUUUUGUGGUUGCGCUUCAGAUUUCGUUGGGACUUUGACGAUACCAUUUAUCUGAAGACAAUCGCCUUCUUCUAAGGUUUUUGAAACAAAAUCGAAAGGUGUAGGUUAUAAGGGUUGUGCGAUUAUUGGAAGCAGUAACCUAGGUUUAACCUAAUUUUAGAAAGUCAUCAACAAAUCCGGUGCGUUUAUUAACACUUCGUCUUUUCUCGUAGCUUGACAUUACAUUCGGGAAGAGCAACGGUGACACCAGUGGUUGCAACCUGGCCCUGGGGGCCGCAGUCAUCAAAGCGUAUUGCUUUGGCCAAUGCCAAGAAGGCCAGGAAUCCGUGGAUAUCAUAUCCAUAACUUGCAGCUUCGGAAAGUCUCUGUUUUCAAAUGCAAAUGUAGUAUGUACAUCGAUAGAAGAAAGUCCUAUACUCGCUAUACUGUCAUUCUUUUGUGUAUUCCAUGCAGGUCUUCUAAUGUAUAAACGUACCUGGCCGCUAGCAUAUCGGCUGUUGUCGGUUAUGUCCGGUUGUUUUCCCCGAAAAUUUCUGGUUUCCACAACCCAUAAUCCCAACUGCGGUCGUAAUUCUCGGAACAUGUCACCUUGUAGUUAAUUCCCACCUUUGUAUUCUGUUUCAUCGUAUAGUACUGUGAGUACCCCUUAAAGAAAACUGGGAAAUUUAGGACAGGCCUAUUUCAGUUAACUACCUUGUAUGGAGUCGCACGGAGAAUAAAUAUAAUUUCAUUCUA